Molecule: messenger RNA, 3819 nt
Organism: Stylophora pistillata
Lineage: Eukaryota; Metazoa; Cnidaria; Anthozoa; Scleractinia; Pocilloporidae
Product: putative G protein-coupled receptor CG31760
Biological process (GO): G protein-coupled receptor signaling pathway
Cellular component (GO): membrane
Molecular function (GO): G protein-coupled receptor activity
Source: RefSeq, a predicted model, not a curated record
AUUAUGCUCCAUAAUCUAUACAUCGUUCGGAAGUCAGCAGAAUAACGUGUUGUGACCUGAUGAAAGCAUGUGACACACAGAGAUGGUUUCAGUUUCAACCAUCGUUUAAGAGAUGUUCUCUCGGCUACAGAAUGUUCUGAAUUGGAGGAUAUGAAGACAAAAAUAGGUCAGCUUUGGGGUUUGGUCUACUGUCUCUUUCUUGCAGGCUUUGAUUACAGAAGCCGCGGGAUUAUAUUUGCUGAAGCGAACACGGAUCACAGCUUCAAACACGGAGAAGAGAGCGGUCCCUCUGGUUCGGACACGCACAGGGACCAUCUUAAAAAGGCAUUGCGAUUUGUGGAAGAGGUACGCCAGGCGAAAAACAAAUCCUGCGCAUCGAAUAAGUCGGUUAUUCUUGACAUUAGAUUCGAGAGCGCUCGCUGGAAAAGCGAGGCAUUGCUCGCGAUCGAAGUUGCAAAUCUGUUGACAUCUUUAUGGCGCGUGAAAACCGCGGAUGGCUUCUCUAUGGUGGAAAAUGACACAUUGCUUUACAACGUAGUGCGAUCGAAUGUUCGAUUUUCGCCGUCCGUUUUUGGUUCAGCGAUUUGUUUUGAAAAGAACCAGUAUCGGAACUACGAGAGAUUUUGUCCAUAUGCAUUCAGAGACAAGGCUUACAAUGGCUCAAUUCAUGUAAAAGAUAUAGCCGUUGGUCAUGAUUAUUUAACAAGUCCAGAGACAAUUUGGUGGUGGGAACCACGCAACAAAAGUUUAAACCGAACGAUAAGCCCAAACGCUGAAGAAAUAUAUUCUAUUCGUCUGAAUCAAUCGAUGGCACCAAAGUCUUACAGGAAAUACGUUCCAGUUGUUCGCUACGAUCUGGAUGGUCACUGGACUCGACCUUACUUUGAUUGCUUUGGGGGUUACAUAUGGAUGAUCACAUUUUUGGCUCCAUUUUUUAACGAAUCAAACAAAUUUCUUGGUGUUGUAAGCAUUGACGUUGAAUUGAGCAGCAUCGACAUAAACCAGUGUGAUCCUCAAGACACUUCGGCUAAAGGAAGCGGAGGGAAGAAUGGAACGAGUGACAAAACCCGAAGUACCGAUUCUGAAAAGCUGCUCGACUUCUUGGGCACACACAAAUGUAAACGGCCUUCCACACGGUGUGUACCGAUCGCUAACCAAGGCUUCAAACGAGGCAGCUAUCGCUGUAUUUGCGAACGAGGCUUUUACUUUCCUGACACCAAUUCCGACACCAAAUCCUUUAACGGCAGCAAAAUUGAGGAGGAGUAUGACAAGAAAGUAAAAAAGCAGAAUAAUUUGUAUGAUAAAGAAUUCGAAUGUGUGCCGUGUAGCGUAGGAUGUGAGGAAUGCACGGAUGGCAGUCCCUGCAUGUACAAAGUGAAUCUGAUCUCACGAGUAGUUCUCAUUAGUAUAAACGCUUUGGCUGUCGUACUGGUCAUAGUCAUUGGACUGGUAGUAUUUAUCUUCAGAGAAAAUGAGGUCUUUGAAGUUUCCAGUCCAAUGUUUUUGCAGAUUCUUCUUCUUGGCGCCAUCUUGAUGUAUUCAUCGUUAGGAGCUUCGUAUGUGGACCCUUCUCCUUUGUCGUGUACCAUAGAAGUGUGGCUUUACCAAUGCGGCUUUUUUCUUGUCUAUGGAAUUCUUACGCUAAAAGUUUGGAGAGUGUCAGCUUCAUUUCGCGCUCGUUCACCCAGGCGAGUUGAUGUAACAGACGGUAUGAUAGCUGGUCGUCUAGCCAUACUCUGCGCCUCCGCUGUAGUUUUUCUCAUCAUGUGGACUUUAUUCAGGCCCCCACAAGUGAAGCACAGCACGGGCGAUCUGAGAUUUAAACAGUGCGCGUACGAUCCAAUGAAUUAUGCCAUCUUGUUUGGUGACCUCAUUUUACUGGUUGGUGCCAUGCUUUUAUGCUUCCGGGUUCGAAAGGCGCCAUCAGCCUACAAUGAAACUAGAUUUACUACUUUGGCUGUUUACAACGCCAUGUUUAUUACAUGCUUUGUUGCCGUGUUGAAAAUUCUCACUGCUAACAACACCAAUCCUGAUAUUCUUUUUGCCACGGAAUUUAUUCUUAUUCAGAUGACAGCUUCUGUUGCAAUACUGUUCCUAUUCAUUCCAAAGCUCCGGUUAUUGCGAAAGACACGGGGAAAAGAGGUUGACCGGCGACUUACAGUUGGCCGUCAGCCUAGUGACUCGCCUCAGACUCCUAACGGUAGUUAUUCGACUGAUGUGGCAACAUUAGAAAGGGAAAACAAAGACCUAAAGGAUGAAGUGAAGAGGCUGGCUUUAAAAGUAGCUUUUAUGCAUUCUCGCCUUAUGAAGGAUAAAAAUAAACAUAUCAAGAGUGGUACAAACACUUUACGUAGAGCGCGCUCCUCUACCAACGACGAUAUUGAGGACGGUACUCUCAAGAAAAUGUCCACAUCAACUGUCACCAGGUUUCUAAAUUCGCGUGUUUGAGAGUGGGAACUGGAUACCAUUAUACCUACGCCUUUGAUGACCGUUGUAUAUCAAAUGGAGCGUAUCCACGUGACGUCAGGUCGGCUAAAUAUGUGUGCCUUGUUAUAAACAUAAACACUUAGAAUAAUUAACGUGUGUUAAAUUAAUGCCAAUUUACCAUACGGUUCAGAAUAAACGGUGCGGAAAAUCAGCAUUAAGAAAAGGAAGUUUUAAACUAAAGGCUAAUCGUGACAAAGGGAGAUCUCAUUUAGCUUUGAAUGCGAAAAUCCGAACGAGACAGAUAUAGUUACUAUCUGCUUGACGAACAGUCCCCGCAGUUUUGUGCCCAACUACACUAGCUUAGGGUAUUUUUCUCGCAUUGUUUGUUCUACCAACUCCAUUUCAAUCCAGAUUAAAUAUCAGGGGUUACAUUAAGAGCAGAUAAGGUCGAAAAAUAUUCCUGAAACUAGACUUGUUCACAAUGCGACGAGGAAGUAUUUUAGGAACUGCGCUCCUAAAGGUGUCAGAAAGAAGGAAACAUAAGCUGUCACACCAAAUUUGCGAAAACAAAAUUUAAAAGUCUAUCGAAAUCUGCAAAAGGAAAUAAAAAUAGGGUAAAGGAAAAAUUAAUAUAGACUUUUCGAACAUAAGCUUAUUUAAUUACAGGUAUCCCGUUGAUUCACAAUUUUGUUGUUAGCUUUAUAACUGAAACGUUAUACGGUUUGAAUAGACGGUGGCUUGCCGGUUUUUGUGGUGGCUUCUAACUGAUUGGCCUUUACAGCCAUAAAGCCACGCCAACUAGCUAGACCUAGCUGUUACAAAAUUGGCACAUGCGCAGACGAUUGACUGUUGUGUUCUAAAGAAGCUGCCUAAUGGUAGAUUGAAUUAUUUUAUACAACACGUAAUUCUGCCUGGAAACUUAAAGAGGCUACGGAGUGAUUGUUUGAUAAGAUAGAAAAAAACACAAACACAACGUAAAAAACAAUGAAUAAAAAAGAAAUAAUAGGGAUGACUAAGGAAUGGGUCGAUUCGAACAGAUCAGAAUGACAAAAUUCAAAAAUCUCGGACGAAUUCUUUGGAUAACGAAGAUGCUUCAUAGAUUGACAACGCAAAAAUUAGAUUACUCAAAAAGAGAAAAAACUUAUGAAGCGCAAAUUUCCUUCUACACUCAAACGUAACUGCAGAUUGGACUACAACUGAUGUGCUGAUUUAGUCCAUUCGUAUCGAAUGCUUGUUUUUUUUUUUGUCGAAAUAAAUACGCUCAAGGUCUUUUGGUUGUAUGCCUUAUCAUGGCCUUCAAGUACUUACAUCCAUUAACGGCUUCUUUCACCGUCAUAAGGGAGUCAUUAGGGACCUUAAGAAACCACGACGACGACGGCAACGAGGACGUGG